AUGACUGGUAAUGAGACCGUUUCAAGUGAACCAGCCAGCUCCGCUGCUCCUCCCUCUGAUCCGUCAGUGGCUCCUGCAUCUGAGAGCGGUCGAGAGCGGUUGGGAACGGCGAACGGGAGAAAGUGGGCGGUGCAUCACUGGCAGCAGGUGCAGGUGCAGCUGGUGGCAGCAGAGGAUGGGGCAGACCUACGCAUGCCCCCGCUGCUGCUGUGCCGCGCUGACAGCGACAAAGACACCCUCGCCUCCUCCCCUCACUCCCUCUCCCUCACUUCCUCCCGCCACACUGCUGCUGCUGCUGCUUCUGCUGUUGCGGCCCAGCCCAUCCCUGUCUCGUUCCCUCUGCCGUUUCCGUUCGCAGCAAAGGAAAAGGAAUUGGCUGCUCUGGCUGUUGCUGGGGCUGCUGCUGAGGCCGCUGCUGCUGCUGCAGGGAGUGCUAAGGGUGGCUCUGGCGGUUCGGCAGGCUCAAAGGCCGCUGCAGGCUUGGGAAGUGGCUCGGAGCUGGUUCGGUUUAUGGCGGAGGCUGAGGGAGGGGCGAACGGCACAGAUAGAGCUUCUGGUGGGGAAGCAAGUAGUUCGGAAAACUUGCUUGUAAAUUAUGAGGAUGCUGCUACUAACGAGGAUGAGGAAGGCAGCAGCAGCAGCAGCAGGAGUGGUGCGGGCAUGGGAGCAGUGAGCAUCUGCCUGCGCCCCGUGCACAAACGCCAAAUGUUCUCAGACAACGUUGCUGUCUCAGACACACGCCUGCUGGAGUGGAUCGACGCGUGCCUGCUCAUGGGAGUGGAUCGCAUCUAUGUGUACGACCGCUACGCCACGCACAUACGCGCGCUGCUGUGGGAGUAUAUAGCUAGAGGGCAGGUGGUGCACGUGCCGUUCCCCAACUGGAGCGAGGUGUUCUAUCGCCAGGCGCAGUACGAUGGCAGGGCCAAGAAGCCCUACGCGUUCCCAGACAUAUACGACCAGGUGAUCGCAUUUGAGCACUGCAUGAUGCUGGGGCGGAGGUUCGGCGACAGGUGGCAGCUGCAGAUAGACAGCGACGAGUUCAUCUGGUACCACCCUCAGGCCGGGGGUUUCCUGAAGCCGCUUCUAGCUCGGAUAGAGGUCAACCACGCCAAGGCACCAGGCAGCAGGCAACCACUACGGGCCAUUCCGAUGAGGAGGUUCAACUUCUGGGGAGUGAAGAAGGAGUCACGCGGUGAUCCCGUGUCCGACAGGCUGCAGUGGCGGUGCAGUGAGCCCAUGUGGCACACCAAGACGUGGGUCGGCUGGCACGACAAAGUAGCCGUCAACCCGCAGACGCUACUCCCCUACUCUAUAUCCAUCCACAACACGUUUUCCCCUCCGGAAGAGAUGGCAACAGCACCCCCCUCCAUACUCCAUCUGAACCACUACACAUCCCGGGAGGUGGAUCUCAAGGAGCCGCCCUGCAACGCCACAGUCAAGCCUAUUGAAGACCCCAGCCUCUUCUGGGCCCGCAACCGCACAAUGGAGUGCAAAGCGGUGCGGUGCGGUGGCAGUGGUGAAACCCCUGUGGAGUGCUGGCCUUUCUGCCAGCUGCCAUGGGCGGGUCAGUAG
This is a messenger RNA of Closterium sp. Naga37s-1, 1572 nucleotides long. The record is from the annotation of a GenBank genome assembly. Lineage: Eukaryota; Viridiplantae; Streptophyta; Zygnematophyceae; Desmidiales; Closteriaceae.